Onychomys torridus (southern grasshopper mouse) is the source of this 2363-nucleotide messenger RNA. RefSeq names its product CWF19 like cell cycle control factor 1 (gene Cwf19l1). Gene Ontology annotation, cellular component: post-mRNA release spliceosomal complex. Gene Ontology annotation, molecular function: RNA lariat debranching enzyme activator activity. The transcript has 11 exons. The record is from RefSeq and is a predicted model, not a curated record. The coding region runs from base 718 to 2061 and encodes 447 amino acids. Lineage: Eukaryota; Metazoa; Chordata; Mammalia; Rodentia; Cricetidae. Gene Ontology annotation, biological process: mRNA splicing, via spliceosome.
AGUAAAAGAUUUCCAGGGAUUGUUCUCUCAGGAGGAGUUUUGACUGGAUCCUUCUGCCAUUAAAGCUUGGGAAAAUAGGAGUUGGUGUUGUUUUUCCCUCUGGCGAAGAUUUUUUUCCUCGAAGUCUGCGUCUGUACCUCUCUGGACAGUGAUGUGUCUUCUUUGUUGUUUCUCUGUUGCCCUUGGUGUCCUGUGUUCCUGUACACAGUUCUUCAGCCAACUAGAGUGACCUUGCCCACAGUACGCGGAGACCUGAAGGUGUACGUUACGUUCAAAUAAAAGAAAGCCCGUCCUUAUUGGAGGUCUUGCUGCGUGCAUACACCUUACUUGCUAGCUUGGCUGACUAGCUUCAGUCUAGGCUUCGGGCUCAGGCUGUGGCAGCUCAGAUUUGCAGUGUCCAUCCCUGAGCUGCUGCUUCCCUUUGUCCUCGCUCCAGUUAAAGCUGUUCACGGCCUCGUCUCUCCAGUGUCAGAAUAAAAACAGUGGUCACGCUCUCCUGUCGCUCCUCCACCUCCGCUGUGAGCUUCCGCUCGGGCCAUCCGGUCAUCGUUUUCUAAACGCCUCUUCACGUUUCUUUGUCCUUGUGUCUCUAGAGAGCCUCUGCAUUUCCGCGGUUAGAAAUGCCUCCUUUGCCCUUCCCACAGUGCUCUGCCACCGCCUUUAGUCCUCCACGCCACUGUGGUCCUUGUAGAAGCAAUUUCUGCUUUCUCCAGUCACAUGAACUCCUUCAGGCAAAGUCGAAAAGGUGUCUUCACUGGAAGCUCGGGGCUGCAGAUUGCAUAUCUCAGUGGGACAGAGUCCUUAGAUGAACCAGUCCCAAGUUACAGUUUUAGUCCCAAGGAUGUGUCUUCUCUGAGAACAAUGCUGUGUUCGGCAUCCCAGUUUAAGGGUGUUGAUAUAUUACUCACGUCCCCAUGGCCCAAGUAUGUGGGGAGCUUUGGGAAUUCUUCUGGAGAAGUGGAUACCAAAAAAUGUGGCUCAGCUUUGGUCUCCAGUCUUGCUGCAAGCUUGAAACCAAGGUAUCAUUUUGCUGCUUUGGAAAAGUCAUAUUACGAGAGACUUCCGUACCGAAACCAUGUUGUUCUACAAGAAAGCGCACAGCAUGCCACCCGCUUCAUAGCGCUGGCGAAUGUUGGGAAUCCUGAAAAGAAAAAGUAUCUUUAUGCAUUCAGUAUUGUUCCCAUGAAGCUGAUGGCUGCAGCAGACCUGGUGAAACAGCCUCCAGAUGUCACUGAGAAUCCUUACCGAGAAUCUGGAAAGGAAGGAGCCUCAGGAAAACAAAUACCUGCUCCUCAGGAAGAACCUGCCUGUCAGUUCUUCUUUGAUUUGAAUGAAAAGCAGGGAAGGAAGCGGUCAUCCACAGGCAGAGAUAACAAGCCUCCUCAGGCCAAGCAGCCUCGAAGACCUCCUCAGCCUCCAGGACCUUGUUGGUUUUGCCUUGCCAGCCCUGAAGUGGAAAAGCAUUUGGUGGUCAACAUUGGCACACAUUGCUACCUCGCCCUGGCUAAAGGUGGCUUGUCUGAUGACCAUGUCCUCAUCCUGCCCAUUGGACACUACCAGUCAGUUGUGGAGCUCUCGGCAGAGGUGGUGGAAGAAGUGGAGAAGUACAAGGCUACUCUGAAACGCUUCUUUAAGAGUCGAGGGAAGCGCUGUGUUCUAUUUGAAAGAAAUUAUAGGAGCCAUCACCUCCAGCUUCAGGUCAUUCCUGUGCCCCUCAGCUGCUGUGUUACAGAUGACAUUAAAGAUGCCUUCAUUACCCAAGCCCAGGAGCAGCAGAUAGAGCUGUUGGAAAUUCCAGAGCACUCAGACAUCAAGCAGAUUGCACAGCCAGGAGCAGCGUAUUUUUAUGUUGAACUCGACACAGGAGAAAAGCUUUUCCACAGAAUUAAAAAGAAUUUUCCUUUGCAGUUUGGCAGGGAGGUGCUGGCCAGUGAAGCCAUCCUCAAUAUUCCUGACAAGGCUGACUGGAGGCAGUGCCAAGUCAGUAAGGAAGAGGAGGAGACCCUGGCUCGCCGCUUCCGGAAAGACUUUGAACCUUUUGACUUCACCCUGGACGACUAGGCAAAGGGAAGGCACUGUAUGGACGUCACAGGAAAUUGUUACAGCCUGUUGUUAAAAUGAAACUGCAGUCUCCCAUGGGGGCUGCCUCUUUUCCAGAUACUCCCAUGGAACCUGCUUGCAGCAAGAGGCCUCAGAAAAGUCAUUCUGAGAUGCAACUCUAUGUUAAAAGAAUGUCUGCUACAUAUUUCUAAGAACAGCUGUGUUUGUUCAUAUCUUCACAAAUCUUUAAACCUUUGAGCUUGGGUGUAGUUGCUCAUGCCUGUAAUCUCAGAAAUUGAGGAGUUGUGGCAGGAAGAUUGCUG